CCACGCCUGCUUCGUAUGGGGAUCUGCCGUGGAUCGGUCGUGCACUCUUUAAUAUUGCUGCGGAUAGGACAUAAAGUGCUGACAAUCUUGCCCACAGCAUCCACUCAUUGACAUUUUUUGUCAAGUACACUCGUUCCAAAUUAUCCUGACAUAUUACGAUUUUGCAUAGCCGUCAAUUCUCGAAUUAUACCCGCUGUAGCUAGCUGUCAGCUUAACGGUCGAUCUGCCUGUCAAGAAGUUAAACCUUAAUCUUAAGUCACCAUGCAUAAGGGGUCGUUAGUCGUAGCUGCUUUAGUGGCCGCUGCGUCGCUAGCAAGCGCCGAGCCGGAAAAUAGACCAAAGAUCUACUUUCCUAGGCACGUCAAGAGGCAGUAUACUAAUCACACCAUUACGAGUUCGGCGUCGCAGAGUACCCAGAGCGAGUCGUCAUCAUCGUCGUCGGAUUUGAUAACUCAUUCCUCCACGAAGAAGGACACGAUUUCCGACUUGUUGUCGAGUCUUCUUGGUGGAUCUUCGGAUUCGAGCGAUUCUUCGACAUUAACGAGCUCAUCGUCUACGUCCUCUACCUCGUCCGCCUUAUCUUCAUCCACAUCGUCUCCCACUCGGAUUCCCUCCGUGACGGGUACAUCUCCUACGAGCGAAUCCGGAUCUCAGUCUCAGUCCCAGACUCAGUCCCAGUCGUCCAAGUCUCAGUCCGAAUCUCAGACCCAAACCAAGGGUUCGUCUACUAAGACGGGCAGCAGCAGCAGCAGCGGCACCAGCGCCGGCACCAGCACCAGCACCAGCAGUGGCAGUAGUAGCAUUGUGGGCUCUACUGGAGGGGUUCCCCCGCUAAUUGUGUUACCAACACUUAGCUUAGAUCUCCCGACGCUAUUGCCGCCAGAGACCACAUCUUCAUCCGCUAAUAAGACAGCGAUCGCGUCAUCGACAGGAACAUCGACAGGAACAUCGACAGGAACAUUGACAGGAACAUUGACAGGAACAUUGACGGGGUCGACUACUGCCGCUCCGACUACGACUGCCGAGUCGAAUAAUGGGACUUCUACUAUUGAUACGACUGCUCUACCAGUAACCGAAUCUACGAUCGAAGCCAACACAACAACGGUGCCGUCGUCUUCUUCGGGCAUUCUUAUAGCUCCCACAGGCGUUGUGACCCAAUCUUCUAGUAUUCCGGCUUCUACGAGCUCAGAUGGUGGACUUAUUGGUGGCCUAACCAGCAUUGUUGGUGGAGUUACAAGUGCUGUAGGUGAUGUUACGAGUGCCGUUCUCCCGGCGCCGACUGCGAACGCUACGGAAUCCGGCACAGGAGUGAGCACGAGCACGGGUACAGGCGCUUCUACCGGAACUAGCGCGAGCAGCACGGACAGCGGGUUGCUACCGACCCUUCUGCCUACAUCUCUCUCUCUUUUCCCGACGACAUCAUUCCCUGGCACUGCUCCUACGGCCUCUACCGUAUCUACCGGCUCUACCGCCCCUACUGCUUCUGCAUCAAGCUCGGAAACUCCCCUCAUAUCGCUACCACCGAUCUUAGGUACGGGUUCGUCAACUGUUUCAGUCCCUACGUCGAUUAUUGGAAACACUACGGAGUCAACAACUGCUUCGUCAACUGGAUCCGGCAGUGUUAGCGUGCCAACCACAAUUGCUACUCCGGUUCCCAGUAACAGCACAACGGCAACUGACUCUAGUAGCCUACCGACUAUUACCUCUCCUACUGUGUCACUUAACUCUACGGUCUCGUCAACGGAUUCUCUCACCUCUGUGCCUACCUCUGUGCCUACCUCUGCACCCAGUUCUGUGCCUACUACUGUGUCCACUAGUGCCUUCUCGAUUCCUCUCAAUACGACUGCUCCUCCGAUUACCAGUUCUCAGCCGACAACAACUAUCGAAACUUCCACAAGUUCAAGCGUUGAGUCUUCUCCCAUUGCCAUUUCGACUAGCUCGUCUGCUACACCUACGCCUACGCCUACGCCUACAACUACACCCACGCCUAGGCCGUUUACUAGUGCUACUGUGAUAGCGACAAUUACGGAUUCCGAGUCUUGGCUCCCAACUACGAUCAUUGUCCAGCCAUCUACUAGCACUCCCAGCACUGGCGUGACCCAUACUGCUACAGGAAUUCCAACUUCCUUACCAAAGGCCAUUACUCCUUCGACGAAGCCACCGGAGCAGCCCGAUGGCACAACGCUCAUCCAAAUCUCAUUCCUGUUCGGUGAGAAUUACCAGCACCUUGUGGAAGAGCCUCUGGCUGCUUCCCAGAUGUUCGAAUUCCUUCCCCAAGGUCUUGCGUUUGGUGGUGGCUAUGACGUCAAUAGGGUCAAGAUGUACAGCAUUAGGCCUUAUGACACUACUGCUCGCCUGGGCUACAUUACCUCGCAAGCCAUGGUCUACUAUCCUACUGAGGGCAUUGCCCAGCUUAGCAACGACAUUGGAUACCCUACAACUCCUUUGUACAAUCACCAUAAUCCCCUAGUCAAGAACUUGACGAGUGAGAUUAAUCCGGCCAUUGGUAUCAUGCCAGGUGAUUUACUUGAUGGUAUUCCCGAUUCCAGCGGAAGCAGUGGAGAUGGUUCAACCGACGCUGGUACUCCUAACAACAAUGACCCAUUUGAUACGCAGGGUCCCAAUGAGAAGACGACAAGCGCGCAACAAGGAAUGACUGCCGGUAUUGCUGUUGGUGCCGCCGGUGUUGCGGGUGCGUAUGGUGCUGCUAUGUUCAUCAUUGCCCGCCGUUACAAGCGAAAGAAGCAGAGGCACCAGCGAAGCAGCUCCGUAACCUUGCCUUCCGAGAUGCGACAGAGCGGAAGUCCAGCUUUGAUGGGUGGUGCGCUGCUGAGUCGGGACUUUACAAGCAAUCCGGGAUACGGUGGUGCUGGAGGAAAUACACGUGACAGCCAGGGCAGUGGGAGGAGCGGAAUGAACAGCUCGGCACGCACUGCGAACAUCUCGGCGCCUGUCGCAGCUGAGAACUCUCUUGGCUGGAACUGAGCGAUCGUCCAUGACCUGCACGUCACAUCCGUUUUAUUUUUAUAGUUCGAUACCCAUCCAGGAGGCGUUGCCAAGCCACUGUGGGCGGCCUGCCUAAGGAAUUGCGACCCUUGUGAGCAUUCACUUAGGUUUUCUUGUGAUUUACAUUCUGAGAUGGUUGGCUUUGUCAAAGAUAUUUGGAUAUGCCACCGAAAAAAUUAGCUACAAAUCCUUGGCAUCUAUGGAGAUCUCGGCCCAUCUUUUGCUGGCGGGGGUCUGGUGACCAAGGUACUUUAAUCUAAUGCGUUUGUUUGCAGUUGCGGGAGUCGGAAGGGAGGCAAGAUGCUUCGUGCCGGUUUGGAGUAG
Daldinia vernicosa is the source of this 3330-nucleotide messenger RNA. RefSeq lists its product as uncharacterized. Gene Ontology annotation, molecular function: osmosensor activity. The transcript is spliced from 2 exons. The record is from RefSeq and is a predicted model, not a curated record. NCBI's taxonomy places the organism in Eukaryota, Fungi, Ascomycota, Sordariomycetes, Xylariales, Hypoxylaceae. Gene Ontology annotation, cellular component: site of polarized growth; cell surface; plasma membrane. Gene Ontology annotation, biological process: fungal-type cell wall organization; establishment of cell polarity; osmosensory signaling pathway via Sho1 osmosensor. Bases 262 to 2985 code for a protein of 907 amino acids.